CAUUGUAGCCGGAAUUUCCCUGCAUCUGCACCCGAUAAGAACCGCGCAGAACCAUCCAUGGAAGAUCCGUCGUCAGAAGAGGAAAACCCACGAGUUUUGAAAGUGCUAGAAGCUCUAAAACAGGCUUCCCAUGAGCUACAGACUCACCCGACUACCAAGGCGGACUCCAACUCCUCCGCAAUGAAAGCUCUGCUCGAGCUGGAAACGGAGUCGGACACAAUCCUCUCUGACGACCCACAUCUCUCCACCCUUUCUCAGUACCUUUCCGAGCUCAAAGCCCUCGUCGAGACCCUGCAGCAGUCGCGCGGCCACAGCCUCAGGAACUUCUUGACCCGCCGAGUCUCGACCCAUUCCAUUGCCCGAGUCGCAGGCUCGAUAGAAUUCGAAAUUCAAGCCUGGAUCGACCGCGAAAGCAUCGAAGGAUUGAGGAAGGCUCUCAAAGAGCCGUACAAGAUCGACGAGAAAUUGGUUGGGUUACUGACUCAGUUCGAGGAACGAGUCUCGAAAGGGUUUAACCGCGAGUUGCAAGAUUUAGUGCUGAAAUCAAAAGCUUUUUCCUUGCUGCAAUCGGUUCUUUGUGAUCCGAAUUGCUCGAAGAGAAUCCGGGAGCACGCAGCGUUCUGCGUUGCGGCCUUGAUUCAAUUCAAUAAGGAUGUGUUCGUGGGUCAGGUAAGUAUGGAUGCCACAAUUCACGCGCUCCUAACAAUGGGCUCGACGCAUUCGAUUAAGGUUCUAUGUGCAUUGAUAAGAUCAAUCAAAUCCCCAUUCGUAGACGAAAUUGAAUCCAAUGGUGAGAUACCCAAAAUCAAUGCUUUGUUGGAAUCAAAGAAUUUGGGGAUGAGAAUCUUGGUGCUGGAUUGUAUUCUUGAAAUUGGCUACUUCGGACGCAAAGAAGCAAUCGAGGCAAUGCUUAAAGCAGGAUUGAUAAAGAAACUGGUGGAGAUGCAGAGAUCAGAAUUGGGUGGGGAUUUAAUCGACAUAGGAAGAUCCGAAGAGGAGGAGAAUGGAGGAGGAGUGAGCGCAGGUGGGGUUGAGAAGAAGAAGAGUGAGAGUGGGCAGCAGAGGAGGUUCUUGGAGAGUCAUCCAUUUGCAAGCUGUGUGGCGAGAUUUGCAGUGCAGUUGGAGGUGGGGGAGGGGCUUAGGCAGAGGGAGAAGAGAGCUUUCAAGCAGGAGAUAUUGGAGAGAGUGAGGGAAGCAUCUGUCUCGGAUGCAGAGGCUGCUACCAUUGUUGCUGAAGUCUUGUGGGGAUCUUCACCAUGAAAAUGUUGUAAAGAAAUUGGGAUACUCAAAACAAAACAAAACAAAGGUAAUAAUAUUAGUUGUGCAUAGAAUUGUAGUAGAACUUAGAACUUGGUUUUUAGGCAAUUGUUUGUGUCUCAUAUUUAGUGUUGUAAAUGGAAUUGUUGAAUGAAAUUGAGUCAUUUAA
This is a messenger RNA of Rubroshorea leprosula, 1426 nucleotides long. The record is from the annotation of a GenBank genome assembly. Lineage: Eukaryota; Viridiplantae; Streptophyta; Magnoliopsida; Malvales; Dipterocarpaceae.